Molecule: messenger RNA, 4159 nt
Organism: Condylura cristata (star-nosed mole)
Lineage: Eukaryota; Metazoa; Chordata; Mammalia; Eulipotyphla; Talpidae
Gene: DCUN1D3
Product: DCN1, defective in cullin neddylation 1, domain containing 3
Exons: 3
Coding region: 218-1132 (304 amino acids)
Biological process (GO): protein neddylation; positive regulation of ubiquitin-protein transferase activity
Cellular component (GO): ubiquitin ligase complex
Molecular function (GO): ubiquitin conjugating enzyme binding; cullin family protein binding; ubiquitin-like protein binding
Source: RefSeq, a predicted model, not a curated record
GCGGCGGGGGUAGGGAGCCUGGGAACGCGAACGGGGAUGGUAGGUGAUUUGGACCCGCCGGGCCGCCGUCGUUUCCAGAGCGGGUUUGACUGGAGGAACCUCUGGAGCAGCUGUUGGCUGACUCCUCUGGCUGAUGGCAUGUUGAGGCACAUGGGCCAGAGGCAGAAGGGGCGUCCAAUCCAAGGGGGGCCACUUUAGAGGUCAGGCCACCGGCACCAUGGGCCAGUGCGUCACCAAGUGCAAGAACCCUUCAUCAACCCUGGGCAGCAAGAAUGGAGACCGUGACCCCAGCAGCAAGUCACACAGCAAGAGGGGUGCAGGUCACCGUGAGGAACAGCCACCAGCCUGUGGCAAGCCAGGUGGGGACAUCCUUGUCAAUGGGACCAAGAAGGCAGAGGCUGCCACUGAGGUCUGCCAGCUGCCAACAUCCUCAGGAGAUGCUGGGAGGGAGCCUAAGUCCAAUGCCGAGGAGUCUUCCCUGCAGAGGUUGGAAGAACUGUUCAGGCGCUACAAGGAUGAGCGGGAGGAUGCGAUUUUGGAGGAAGGCAUGGAGCGCUUUUGCAAUGACCUGUGUGUCGACCCCACGGAAUUUCGAGUGCUGCUCUUGGCUUGGAAGUUCCAGGCUGCUACCAUGUGCAAAUUCACCAGGAAGGAGUUUUUUGAUGGCUGCAAAGCAAUAAGUGCAGACAGCAUUGAUGGGAUCUGUGCACGGUUCCCUAGCCUCUUAACAGAAGCCAAACAAGAGGAUAAAUUCAAGGAUCUCUACCGGUUUACAUUUCAGUUUGGCCUGGACUCUGAAGAAGGGCAGCGGUCACUGCAUCGGGAAAUAGCCAUUGCCCUGUGGAAACUAGUCUUUACCCAGAACAAUCCUCCAGUAUUGGACCAGUGGCUAAACUUCCUAACAGAGAACCCCUCGGGGAUCAAGGGCAUCUCCCGGGACACUUGGAACAUGUUCCUUAACUUCACUCAGGUGAUUGGCCCCGACCUCAGCAACUACAGCGAAGAUGAGGCCUGGCCAAGUCUGUUUGAUACCUUUGUGGAGUGGGAAAUGGAACGAAGGAAAAGAGAAGUGGAAGGGAGAGGCACACUCAGCUCAGGGACCGAGGGCUUGUGUCCCGAGGAGCAGACUUAGUGGCUCUGUCCCAGGAGCAGCACAAGGAUCUGCCCGCUGCCCUGCAGCCGACCGCGGAAUUGGACCUUUCUGGAAAUUACUGAAGAUCCGGAUAUUUUCUACUUUACACCUUUCUCUGCCUUGUAUCUGAAAGGGCUCUAAAAUGCUGUAUCAUGUUUUAGGCACUUUCUUCACUUUUUGGUUAUUUUGGUUAUUUCUUUUUUGGGGGGUUCCCCCAAAUAUUUGAACCUGGCUACAUGUUGUAUUUUUUUUUUUUUUUGAAGCCUUCAGAUAGAAUAAGCCUGCCAUUUCUUGCACAGAUUAGACUUUCUUUUGUGGGGGAGGGUAGAGAGCAGGGAGGGGGAUGGGACUGUUAGGUUGAAUUAACAUUACAAAAUGAUACAGUGCCAGAUCUCAGUUUGCAUAUUGUUUUUCAGGGCAGGUCUGUACUGUGUGUAGUGCUGUUUACAUGGUUGAAUUUAGGUUGUAAUAAUUAUUUUUAAAGAUUUACACAGAGUUGAAUAGCAGUGUUAACUGUUAACCACAUUGCAUUAAUUUCCAGGCGAUUUGAAGCUCUUGGAGAGCCAAGGCCAGCCAAGAGUGUUUGUAGCCUGGUAACAACCCCUUUUUAAGCUAAUUUAUCGGAAAUGCUCAUUUUCCUCACUUCUUGCUCAUUCCUUCUUUGACCUAUUGCAUUUCGUGUUGAGUUUACCCAUCAACAUGCUGCACCUGUCAGUCAAGUGAGCAGUUUUUUAGAACAUGUACUGAGAACCGCUGAAGCAUUGAGGGCGGAGAAAGCAGUGCUACCUCAGUUUUGCUGGAAGGAGACUUCAGCAGUUUCCUUUCUUUGAUGAGUUUUCUGUAUUUUCAUGUUGUGAAAAUACUUUUUUUUUUUUCUCAUUUGCCUUGGAGCCAAAGUUUCUGUUCCUGGUGGUCGGAAAACUGUGCCUGCCGACUGACUGACUUGAAGGAAAACUGUGGUAUGGAGCUCUGCUUGAAGUUUUUUUUUUUUUUUUUCUUUGUUUCGUUUUGAAAUUUUUCUUUUGAGUAUCAUCAGCUUACUUGUCUGGCAAGUGCAGAAGCCUGGGGUUGGCCUGAACGCUGCCAAACAAAUACAGAAGUGUAUUUAACAGUUACCGUGUGCCCUUUCCCUUCUUGCUGCACCCACGUUGUCACUUAACCCCCGGGAGUUAUUUAUUGUCUUCUUUGUUAAUGUCAGGCUCAUUUGGGGUAAUGUGAUGACUGUUUAGGUUUACAUGACCCUCUUCUCCUUUCCCUCCCCCUAAAUAUGUAUAUAUACAUAUAUCAGAUAUGUAUAUAUUUUACCUAUAUAAAAUAUAUAUAUACACAUAUAUGUAUCUAUAUCCCUUUGUUUCUUUGCCUGCUAAAACUGGCCAUAAUAGAGGGAGCUGCCUUCAAUAUAUAAAGUAUAGGAAGAGUGCCAGGGAAUGUCACAGUGGAGGCUUUUGCAUCUGAAUUUGGACCAUUUCCACUAAAGAUGAGUUUUCUCAGGGCUUUCCUCAAAAGAGGGAGGCCUAGUUCCCCAGAUUCCUCUGCAUGCUCAUUCCCCAAGGCCAGCUUUGGCCAAACUGCCACAUGGGAGCUGAUUCUAGUCCUACCUGCAUUCAGUAGAGGGUCCUCUUGUUAUUUUUCCACUUAUGUCCUCAAACACUGUACUGGAAAGGUGGGUGGCUUGUAUAGUUCAGCUUCCAAUACUUUGGACAGACUCAAAAGGGAAUCUUUUAAAUAAAAACUUAUACAUAUAUUUAUACUCUUGAGGUAACGAGAGUUUGUCUAAAAACGUAGAGUUUCCCCAACUACUGCCUCUCCCAGGUAUGUUUCUCAGCCUGGGCAGCAGUUGCUGAUUCUGAAUUCCUUUAUCAGUAUGGCCCAUCUUUGUACGGUUGAUUAUUUAAGUAGUUGCUGCAGUUGGUGUUUUUAUAAAGGUGACAGAUGUAGGGGACAUCUUUGAGGUUGUUGUUUUUUUUUUAAUCUUAAACCUCACAAUUGCCCCUUCUAAAGGGCCAGGUGGGAAGCUUUAAAACGAGCCACAGGAGGUUAGCACCACCCCUGGAAAGCUGAAGGGGUUUCAGGCUGGAUGUCUGGUUUUUUUCUACCUAAGACAUAAGAUCCUGUGUAAAGUGUGUCUCAAGGCGCACCAGACAGGUUCUAUGAGUUCAACUGGUCAGGUGCUGACUGAGAUCUUAGAGACUUUCUCAUUCCCUUUUUCCUCAUUCUAGAUAGGGUAGAGAUGGAAUGAGAGAGAAGGCAGGCUGCUCCUAGCUGGGUAAGGCUCUUUUUAUCUCAGCAGAGGGGCGAAUGGAGGGAUGUGCCCCAGAGGAGGGAGGUCCCCAGGAUCCAGAGGCGCUGGUUGAACUGGACUUCUCCAGCCUACAGAGCAUUCCAUGCACCUAGUGGAUAGAUUUUGUAUUUCAAUUAUAAAAUCAGUUGCCCUGCCCCCUACAAAAGAGCCAUUUCAGUAAAUUCUUUUUUGGUUAUAUGUUUAAUCUAUUUGCUACACAAAUGCAAAUGAGGCAAGACAAGGGAGGAGCAUACUACCUCCCCCCCAGGUUAGAGUCCCUGGUGCAAAGACUUGGGACUCAUGCUGUGGCUCUGGGCCAAUGCUUGACUUUUUCAUUACCACACAGGAAAAGCAGUUUUUCUGCAGAGGGAUUCAGAUGGGGUGUGUGGAGGGUUUGCAGUUACACUUCUGGGAAAAAGAAAAGGUCCCUAUUCCUCUUACCUUAGAAAUGUGUUUGCUGCUUACUAAUUAAGCAGUAAUUGUGUGGAUGUGGCCAAACGCAUGCCCCUCAGGUAAGCUAGCAUGCUCUUGGAGAGGGGCAGGGUGUGGGUGCCAUUUUGAAAACAGGCACAUAUCUGAGGGCUACAACAGGGCGUGUUGGGAAACUGGGUUUUGGCAAAUGGUUUUGUCUGCCAGCACCUCUCAUGUUUCUCUAGCUGUCCACGAGAAAGCUGUAUGAGAUGAAGUGUUACUUCAUUGAAUUGCUCUUUUCCCCACCCACCCGGCCAAAUUUGAAUGUAUCACUC